AUGGUGACAUCGAUUGCAGAGCAGCGGGUGCGCGCCUACCUACAGCAGUGGGACAUGCCGACUGUGCCGAUCCUGUCGACAGAGAGCAACACUAUCGCCGGCACCACCACCGCCUAUCGCUCACACAUGGUGCUCACAAACGUUGAGGUUGGCAGCGUCCGGCUGCACGGAUGCGAGCAAUCAGGCGCCGAGCGAGGUGUGUCGGAGUUUGGGUUCGGCAUCGGGAGCGGUGACGUGGCCUUCUCCGGCGGCGGGGACUUGUGGAUUGACGACGUCUCGCUCCGGCUUGAGGCGUUGCAGGGCGGCAGGGGUGGUGCGGGAGGUCCUCUGGGCUGCGGUGGCACCCUCGCCCUCACGCAGUUGAAUCUGACGGGCUAUUACCACGGCCUGGAGUUCCUCUUUGUCGGUGACGGUGUCAUGCGCCCAGACGUGCCAGGGUUCGCGUGCGAUGGCUACGAGACUCUCUCCACCGAUCCGCUCGAGUCGGGCUGGCGGUGGGAUGGCUCGGGCGAUCGGCCUCCAGGAUUGCGCUCCGAGGUGAUGAGCACUUUGAGCGAGGCGUGUCGCAACCCGUCCGUCCUCGAGCGCUUGACAGGCCGCUGCCUCUUUGUCUCCGCAUGGCCCGCUGCAGUGCUUCACUCGCCGGCAUUGCUCGCGGGACCGCUUUUGUUUGGCGCUCUUGGAGCCUGCUUGUUGACCUACUGCAUCUGCUGCUGCCGCCGUCGCCGCCGCACCUCUUUCCGGCGGACAAAGGGCGUUGGCCCGGUGCCAGAAGUGGGAGGACAGGGCCACCAGGACCGACACAAGGCCAAGCAGCCAGGAGACUUCCCCAUCGCGCCGCAGCAGCUGCAGACGAUCCUCCGCAGAGGUGUGACUGUAUGCGGAGUGAACGACGUGACGAUGCGCACAUCAUCUUAA
Molecule: messenger RNA, 918 nt
Organism: Emiliania huxleyi CCMP1516
Lineage: Eukaryota; Haptophyta; Isochrysidales; Noelaerhabdaceae
Exons: 4
Coding region: 1-918 (305 amino acids)
Source: RefSeq, a predicted model, not a curated record